AUGGCAAUCGAGAAUGGAUCGACUAGUACCCCCAGUUCUACCUCAAAUCCCACUAGCACAUCAAAUGGGAGCACCAUGUUACCCGUUUCUCGCGUCAGGCGUAUUCUUAAGGAACACGAUGCUACAUGUGGUGCUGACGUGUCCUUCUUGAUCACUGCGACAGCGGAACUGUUUAUAGAAUACCUCGUGAAAAAAGGUCUCGAACAGGCUAAGAAUGAAGGACGAAAGAAUCUGGGCUAUCAAGAUCUAGAUGUAAUACCGCAAACAUGCACGCUAGAAAAUGCUUUGAAACUUUAUGAUGACGCUAUGAGAACGAGGAGCGAACUUCAAGACGCAAUGUUGACAGAUAAUGAAAGCGGAGGGGAAGAAGAUAGUGAUAGGGAAGACUAUUCAGAAAAUAAUUGUGAAGAAAGUAUAGAGGAUCAGAUUCAAAGCGAUAAUGGUGGAAGUUCAAUAGUUGGGAAUGCACCAAAUGGUCGUCUCAAUGGUCAUAAAUAUAACGCUGAAAAUGAGAUUUCGUCUGAUAGCGAACUUAGCGAAGCUCCCGAAACUUCUACCAGUGAGAACAGUUCGGACACUGUUGCAAACGAAAAUUAG
Molecule: messenger RNA, 597 nt
Organism: Acaulospora colombiana
Lineage: Eukaryota; Fungi; Glomeromycota; Glomeromycetes; Diversisporales; Acaulosporaceae
Source: the annotation of a GenBank genome assembly